GUCGACGAAUGCGGCCGGCGCAUCAUUGCAGCGCGCAAGAAGCCUCCGCGACCCUCAUGCGCUCCAAAGGUGCCUGCGCACAUCGUCGAUGAGUGCGAGAAGUCGUACAAGGCCGCGGACGAGAAGAAAGUCAAGACAACUAACGUAGAUACUCCAGGCGAGCAACAGAAAUAUGCGAUCGCGCUCCUCGAGCAUCUCUUUACAUUCCUCCCCCCCAAUGCGACUGUUGCGGCACUGUACGACAUUGGCUGUGUCGUCGAUCGCAGCCUCGAACUGUACAACAUCCUACCUGUUGAUAUCCACCAACGACUCAUAUUCGCCAUCUCCGCAAUGCACACGUACGGCCAUCAAUGGGCCUGUCAGAUCGUCUACAACCCCCGUUUACGCGAAGGCCUCGGGCUCACCGAUGGUGAGGGCGUCGAGAGGCUCUGGUCGAGGCUCCGUAAGCUCAUUCCCAUCACACGCUCGUCUGCGGCCAAGGUUAUCAGCCUUGAUCUGCGUGAUGAUCUGGGCCACUGGAUCGCCCAACGCCUACGCCAUGGAGUGGAAUCAAGGGAGGUGUCGUCUCUUGAAGAGCUGGUGCGAGUAGAUGCUCCAGCGCAUCUCAAGAAGGAGCUGGACGUUGUGUUGAGCCUGCAGGCUGACCUUGACACUGUCAACAAGGCUAUCGAAACAACACGGACAGUCCUUGAAAAUGGUGAAGCGUCUGCCGAGUCCCAUGAAGUCGUCGCGAGCCUCGAACGAUCACAUACACGCCUGGUUGAUAAGGUAGAGGCCCUAUACUCAUCGCUCAACAUCACGGACAGCUUCCCAGACUUCGGAAACAUCAGCCUCGAGUUCGUGAGGCUGCUACUAAUGGCACGCGACCUGAAGAUCAACAUUCGCAAGCGCGCAGUGGGGAGCUUCUUUGAAUGGGAUCGGCUGGACCAAGCAGUCGGUGGACGGCACAACCCUCUAGGCACCAAGAUCCAUCAGCAGACCCGCAAAGCAAUUGUGAAGCGUACACCCGCCCUCAAGACAGCGAUCCGCAAGUUCAAUCGCUAUUGCGAGACCCUCAAAGAACUCAAACAGCCGGAGUGGACCAUCACCAUACCCCUUCCACUUCCCACUGACCUCGACGCCCUCCGCGACGACACCAGCCUCCUCGCCGAUGUCUGGAUUGACCCCUCACAAGCUCAAGCCCCCCGAUGGCUCGAAGACGUUGACGUCCGCAAGGGUAUUUGCGCGCUCCUACUUGGAGACCGUUGUCUAGAGGAGCGGCACCGCUUAGGAAGAGAGGCAGACAACAUCUGUCGUUGGUAUGGUAGUGAGCUUGCGGCCGCCAAACUGGCAUUGGCGACAUCAUCCAAUGCGGAUAUCGCGUUUCUGCUACAGCAACGCGUCUGCGAGCUUCUGCUCCUACCUGCCAAAUGGAAGAACCCACUGGUCUCGCCUCAACGAUUUGACGCACAGACCACACUCGCGUCCGAGACGGUCAACAGCGCCCUCGGCGAUCCUCAAGU
Molecule: messenger RNA, 1502 nt
Organism: Postia placenta MAD-698-R-SB12
Lineage: Eukaryota; Fungi; Basidiomycota; Agaricomycetes; Polyporales; Adustoporiaceae
Exons: 7
Source: RefSeq, a predicted model, not a curated record